This is a messenger RNA of Megalopta genalis, 5544 nucleotides long. RefSeq names its product elongation factor-like GTPase 1. NCBI's taxonomy places the organism in Eukaryota, Metazoa, Arthropoda, Insecta, Hymenoptera, Halictidae. Gene Ontology annotation, cellular component: cytosol; ribonucleoprotein complex. Gene Ontology annotation, biological process: cytosolic ribosome assembly. Gene Ontology annotation, molecular function: GTP binding; GTPase activity; ribosome binding. The record is from RefSeq and is a predicted model, not a curated record.
UGUACGUAUUCGCGAGUCAUCGCGAACAUACAUAUACGUAUCUUGUACGUUGCGUCCAUCGAAUAUGGUCUUCCGCAAGGUGUAGGUGUACAUAUAAGUCAAAUCGCAUGUUGGAUUUUCAGAGAGUAUGUACAUAUUUUCGUUGUUAAGAAUCCGUGUAUCGAUGCGCCAUUGAAAUCGCUCGUUGUCCGAAACAAGUUGGGAAAUAACUGAUAUACGGAUAGAGAAAUCGUCCGAUUUCGAAAGCAAAGCGUUCGAUCGUGCUUCGUGCGGUAGUCUAACCUCCAAACGGGAAUCGAAUAGGUAUGAAAGAGCUCUCCUUCCACGAUUAAGGUACAAACACGUACAAACGUUUAGCCGUGAAACGAGCUACGUACAAAGCGUACAAGUCGAGAGAAACUUGAGAAUCUUCGAUCGGUUAUUGGUGUCCGUUCCGGUCGAUACAGCACACACGCCGCACGACAAAAUUGGUAUGCUGAAGAAAACCAAGAGGAUGCGAGCGACGAGGUUACGACAUAUUUUGGUCUUUGUCGAACAUUACGUUCUUUGGAAACCGAAUAAAGUGAAAUAGUGAUUAUUGUUCUUACCAAUUGAGAAACAGAAAUUGGUAUAUUGCUGGUCUAUGAUACUCGCGAGGAAUACGUGAUAAAACGCAUCGUUGGUUUCUUAUCCCAUUUCGUAUUCACGCAUUCUCUCUGCUUUCGUUUCAUCGAGAACCGAUUCGCGCUUCUCCGAAAUCUUUCGUAGGUAAACGUAAACGUAAACGUAAACGUAAACGUAAAAGGAGAUCUUUCGAAACCCCGAGAGUUUGUAACCUGAAAUCAGGAAUAGAAAGGAAUCUGGAAUCUGGAAUCUGGAAUCUGGUUAUUUGAAAUAGAAGCCGAAAGUUUGGUAUUCGAUUUUGAAACGAAACUGGCAAAGCGACGGUAACGCGCGCGUAUCAAUGUUUGUACAAUUUUUGGAAAUUCUCCUUUUUGUUGUUACCGAUUCGACGGAAGCGAUCGCAGAAUGCGACUCAUCAGCUCGGAAAAAUUGUCGGAUAUUCAAAAGAAUCCGAACAAUAUUCGGAAUAUUUGUAUAUUGGCGCACGUCGAUCAUGGAAAAACCACGUUGGCGGAUUCGUUGGUGGCCAGCAAUGGAAUUAUCUCGAAGAAACUGGCGGGCAAGCUUCGAUACUUGGACAGUCGACCGGACGAACAGGCACGUGGAAUCACUAUGAAGUCCAGUUCGAUCUUGUUGUACCACGAAUACGAUCGUCGAGAAUUUGCGGUGAAUCUGAUCGAUUCGCCGGGUCACGUAGACUUUGCUUCCGAAGUUUCGUCGGCGGUUCGACUAUGCGACGGAGCGAUCAUCUUGAUCGACGUGGUGGAGGGAGUGUGCCCGCAGACGCGAGGUGCCCUGUCCACUUCGUACGUCGAGGGUCUGAAACCGAUCUUGGUUCUGAACAAGAUCGACAGAUUGAUCACGGAAAUGAAACUGUCGCCGUUGGACGCUUACGUGCACUUGAGCCAAGUACUCGAACAGGUGAACGCCGUGAUGGGCGAGCUGUUCGCCAGCGACGCGAUGGAACGGGAAGAAAAGGAGAAGGACGAGGAAGAGGAAGAGGAGGAGGAGGAGGAGGAGGUGGAGGAGCGGGAACAGGAUAAAGAAGGAGGAGACGGAGCGGAUCGAGUUUCGAAGAACGCCUCGGGAACCGUUUCGGAAAGACGUUUGACCGACUGGCAGUCGGCGAUGGAAGACAUGGACGAUUCCGGUCUCUAUUUCUCGCCGGAACAAGGUAACGUUUUAUUUUCGAGCGCCACGGAUGGCUGGGGAUUCGGUGUCAAGGAUUUUGCCAAGAUAUUUGCCGCGAAAUUGGGUUUCAGCGAAACGGUAUUGUUGAAAACGCUCUGGGGCGAUUUCUAUGCGAACACCAAGACCAAGAGGAUUUUGAAAGGAGCUCAGGAGAAGGCCAAGAAGCCCCUGUUCGUGCAGCUGAUUCUGGACAACUUGUGGACGCUGUACGAAACGAUAACGAUAAGAAAAGACAAGGAGAAGAUAAGCUCGAUGGCGGAGAAACUCGACAUCAAGUUGACGAGCAGAGAUCUGAGACACACGGAUCCCAAAGCUCAGCUGCAAGCCAUCUGUUCGCAAUGGUUGCCGUUGGCUCGAGCUUGCCUCGACGCUGUCUGCGAGAACGUCCCGGCACCGAACAACUUGACGACCGAGAAGGUCGAACGUCUGUUGAGCGGACGCUUCGAUUUUUCUUCGUUACCUGGCGAGACGCGCCGCUUGAAAGAAGCUUUUUCGGCUUGCGAUCCGUCCCCUGGCUCGCCGGUGAUCGUCUUCGUGUCAAAAAUGUUCCCGGUCGAGAGAAAGAUCUUGCCGGAGAAUAAACCGAAACUGCUCACCCCGGAGGAAUUGGCGCAACGAAAAGAAAUCGCGCGGCUGAGGCACGCGGCGAAGAUCGCGGACACGGCUGUCGACGAAACGGCGGAACAUCGAUCGGAAUGCGAUGUCGUGGCGAACCAGGCGAGAUCGUCGGGAUACAGAGCGAUCGAAAAGGAGAAGGAGAAGGAGAAGGAAAAGGAAAAGGAAAAGGAAAAGGAAAAAGCCACGGAAGCCCUCGAAGCCACCGAAACCGGUGAGACAACGGAAACGACCGACCCGUGCGACGAAACUGCGAUGAUCGCGUUCGCCAGAGCUUAUUCCGGCAGGUUGACCAGGGGGAGCACCGUGUUCGUUUUAGGGCCGAAACACGAUCCGCGGAGAGUCGGCGAAUUGCCGACGGACCAAUCUGUCACGCUGAAGGACUUGAAAGCCGGCAGACACGUGACCAGAGUCACCGUGCGAAAGCUUUAUUUUUUGAUGGGCAGGGAACUGGAACCCACGGAUACGGUGACCGCUGGGAACGUCUUCGGAAUCGGCGACUUGGAAGAACACGUACUGAAGACGGCCACGCUUUCUUCCACCGUCGCCUGUCCUCCCUUUUCCGAACCGAUGUCGUUCGGCGUCCCUAUAAUGAGGGUUGCUCUGGAACCGAAACAUCCGAACGAUUUGCCGGCUCUGAUCAACGGCUUGAAGUUGUUGAAUCAGGCGGACGCCUGUGCCGUAGUUCGUAUUCAAGAGAGCGGAGAAAUUGUGCUGAAUACCGCCGGAGAAGUGCAUUUGGAACGAUGCUUGGAAGAUUUGCGACUGAGAUACGCGAAAGUCGACGUGAACGUAUCGGAGCCUAUCGUACCGUUUCGGGAGACGGUCGUACCUCCGCCAAAGGUCGACAUGGUCAACGAGGCGAUCGAAAAAAAGCCAGAAGACGUCAACCUUACCAGCCGGACUACCGUAAUUCGACAAUUCCACUUCGAAAUGGACGCCAGACCUUUGCCAGAAAAGGUUACCAAGAUUUUGGAGAAAAACGCGGAUUUGAUCAAGUCGUUGUAUCGUCGUCACGGCAAAUUAUCCUUGGAGAAGGAGCAAGAGCGCGAACUGGGGCCGAGGCAGGAGCAGGAGCAGGAGCAGGGACGGGACGAGAACGAGGACGACGACGAGGACGACGGCGAAGGGAUGGGAACGGCAGCCGCGAAACCGUUGCCAGAAGGAGAGAAGGAGCAAAAAGCGCUUUCCGUAUUCAAACACGAGUUAUCGAUUGGUUUUCGAGAGGCGGGUCAAGAAAAUAUCUUGGAGAAGAUAUGGUCGUUCGGACCGCGAAACUGCGGUCCCAAUAUCCUCUUGAACGAAACGGAUUACAGGCAGAACAAAUUUUGGGAAGGCCAUUCGAAGUCUACCGAUCCACGUUUUCCAUACGAGAGCAGUAUGGUUAGCGGAUUUCAACUGGCAACGCUUGCCGGGCCGUUGUGCGAAGAACCUAUGACGGGUGUCUGUUUCGUCCUGAAGAAGUGGGUCAUCUGUCAAGAUUCCCAAGGUGAAAAUUGCGGUCAGAACCAAGGCCGCGUGGGUGGACUUUUGAUGUCGGCGUGCAAAGAAGCUUGUCGUCGCGCGUUCAACUCUAGAUGCCCUCGACUGGUCGCACCGAUGUACAGCUGCAGCGUUUUAGUUAACUCGGAUGUUUUGGGAAAAUUGUACGCUGUAUUUGGAAAGAGACAAGGACGCGUAAUCGCUGCGGAGAGUGCUGGAUUCGGUGGGCAGUUUCGCGUGCUGGCAACGUUACCUGUACCGGAGAGUUUCCAACUUGCCAGAGAAUUGCGAACUCAGACGUCCGGGCUGGCUAGUCCUCAACUGGUUUUCAGCCAUUGGGAGGUGAUCGAGCAAGAUCCUUACUGGACACCUUCCACCGACGAGGAGUAUCUUCAUUUCGGCGACAAGGCGGACAGCGAAAACAGAGCCAAGAAAUACAUGGAUGCGGUUCGUCGACGCAAAGGUCUAUCCGUCGAUUCUCAGCUUGUUACGCACGCGGAGAAGCAACGUACUUUGGCGAAAAAAAAAUGAUGCGCUCGCCGUCUUCUGCCGAAAGAUAAAAUAGAUAUAAAAUAUCGAUCGAAUAGAGCGUCGAGUUACAUUUUUUCACGUUUACUUGUAUAUACGUAUUAUAAUACGCGUAUCUUCCAGUUAGUUUUCAAACGCAACGUUCCCGAUACACGGACCGUGUCUUCGUUGAUAAUAAUCAUUUUUUGUAAUUCCACGAGCACCGAUACCAGCACAUACUGUCGCGGACACUCGUCUCGCUUGAAGUAGCAACGUUUUUAAACGCGUUUCGUCUCGCAUUCUGUCUGUCCGUCUGUCGCUCGAUCGAAAUCGCGCACCGGUUAUCGACGAGUAUCGGUACGUACUAUAUGUGUAACGUCUACGAGUUAAUAGUUGAACGUGUACGUUUACCGAGUGUACCUACGAUCGAAACGCAACGACGAAGACGGAGAACUGUAAAUAAUUCGAUCGUACCUAUGGAUGGAGAGAUGCGAAGAUGGAAGGAGAACGAACAAAAAUUGAAACCCGACGCAAACCCGAUCGUAUUAAACGUGUUAUAUGUUGUUUAAAUAAAACUAGUUUGGCACGCGUUUACAGACGCCGAAACAACCUUGAGUUAACAAAAUAAUUAGUCGAGGUGUACGAUAUACAGUUUACCUUUUAUUUGUUUCUUAUGUCUGCAGAAUCUACGACUGUACAGUGUAAUGGAGUAACAAUAUUUUCUACGAAACUUCUCUGCAACGACCAUAACGAAAUAGUAGAAAACUACCUCGAGAAUCGACUAGUCGAUCGUAUAAGAUGUUCACUAAUUAAUAACGUUUGAUGAAAAGAGUGUGUGCGUGCGUGCGUGCGUGUGCGUGUGCGUGUGCGUGUGUUGCAAGCAACACAGCGCGUACGAAAAAUUCAAUGUGGCAAAGAUUUUACUUGUAAACUCAAACGCUGGGCGCAGUUACAGUUUACUUGUACUUACGCGUCGAUUCUAUUGUCGUGUUGUAAAUGCGUAGCCAUUUUGUACAAUUUAUAAAUGAAAUUGAUAUUUAAAUAAAAAAAAAUUAAUGAAUUCGAGCCCUUAAAAUUUUAAUUUACAUAUAGCAUAAAAUGUCUGUGUACAAACGGUGUCGUAAUUAAAUGGACUAAUGAAUCAAG